GGGAGCGCGCCACAGGCCAGGCACUCCCCCUCCCACUAGCUCAGCUGUGGCAUCGGACUUGCAGCUUCACGUCGGGCUGUCUUGAGACAUGAAGCUCCUUUUGCUGACUUUGACUGUGCUGCUGCUCUUGACCCAGCUGACUCCAGGCAGCACCCAAAGAUGCUGGAAUCUUCAUGGCAAAUGCCGCCGCAGAUGCUUCAAGAAGGAAAGGGUCUAUGUUUACUGCAUAAAUAGUAAAAUGUGCUGUGUGAAGCCCAGGUACCAGCCAAAAGGAAGGUUGUGGCCAUUUUAAGUCCUUUGAAGCAUGAAAUCGUGAAAAUGCAGUUGAAGUUACGCAGUGGAUUCCCAUGCUCUAUCAAUAAACACGUCUGACUGA
This is a messenger RNA of Cebus imitator (Panamanian white-faced capuchin), 376 nucleotides long. It is a transcript of the gene DEFB123, whose product is annotated as defensin beta 123. The coding region runs from base 89 to 292 and encodes 67 amino acids. Gene Ontology annotation, cellular component: extracellular region. Lineage: Eukaryota; Metazoa; Chordata; Mammalia; Primates; Cebidae. Gene Ontology annotation, biological process: innate immune response. The transcript has 2 exons. The record is from RefSeq and is a predicted model, not a curated record.